Messenger RNA from Grosmannia clavigera kw1407, 2613 nucleotides. Its product is annotated as c6 zinc finger domain containing protein. The record is from RefSeq and is a predicted model, not a curated record. Bases 1 to 2613 code for a protein of 870 amino acids. Gene Ontology annotation, molecular function: zinc ion binding; RNA polymerase II cis-regulatory region sequence-specific DNA binding; DNA-binding transcription activator activity, RNA polymerase II-specific. Gene Ontology annotation, cellular component: nucleus. Gene Ontology annotation, biological process: DNA-templated transcription; regulation of transcription by RNA polymerase II. Lineage: Eukaryota; Fungi; Ascomycota; Sordariomycetes; Ophiostomatales; Ophiostomataceae. The transcript has 2 exons.
AUGACGGAAUUUAGAGCCUCGGUCUCAGCCUCGGUCUCCUCUUCUGGGCCUCCGGCCUCCUCACCGAUGUCAAAGCCGCCACGGAAGAGAAGAAGACCCGCCGUUGUGUGUGCCGAGUGCCGGCGACGCAAGAUUGCCUGCGACCGAAAGACGCCGUGUGGCCAGUGUGCCCUGCAUAAUGUCGAGUGCGUGUACGUGACGGGAGCGGUGCCGCCUCCGUACGGCCGUCCUGUCAAGGCGCCGACAAGCCCCGUGCUGCAGCCAGGGAGUGGUCCUGAUUGGCCGGACACAGAUGCGGCCGACGUCAAGCCGAGUGCCGAGUCUCUCGAUGCCGUGUCGUUCGGGGAAGAGGCGUCCGGUGAGCCCGAGAGGUAUGCUGCUUCCAUGACGGAUCAGCCAUCUCGGUUCGGCGGUCGACUGGCCAAGACGCGUCUGUUUGGGCGCACGCAUUGGAUGCACAGUAUGGAUCAGUAUACGGACAUUCAUGCGCUCACGAUCCAAGGCCCUCAGGCGGCCGUGCCGACGCUUCACAAAUCUCUGCAGAUCAGCAAGCGGUAUGCGCGGGCCAUCAAGGACGACUAUCGCACGCGUAUCGCAGCUGUCAAGGCGGGCGACCCGGGGUGGUUCAAGCGGCCACCGCGCGCUGUUUGUGACCACCUGGUCGCCCUGUACUUUAACGCUUUCGAGUGUGUGUUCAGAGUACUGCACAUUCCGACUUUCGAGGAAGAGUGUCGUCUCUAUUGGGAAGGCGGUGCAGACGCGGACGCGGUGCCCGACGUGUUCGCGGUCAAGCUGAUUCUCGUUCUCGCCCUAGGCAGCCGCUUCUAUGACGGUUAUGCGUCGCUGCGGGACGACCUGAGUUUUGCGGUCGCACGGGCGGUAAAGCAUCUCGAGGUAGCAGCGUGUACGCCGCUGGACAAACGCGAUCUGAGCAUGGACAUGCUGCAGGUGUACUGUCUGGUGAUCAUCGCGCGGCAGACCACGGCGUUCGACCGGGGUGACGACCUCGUCUGGUUUUCGACCGGCUCGCUGCAGCACAUGGCGCUUGGUAUGGGCCUCCACCGCGACCCGUCGCACUUCCGGUCGCUUUCGUUCUUCGAGUGUGAGAUGCGCCGGCGCCUGUGGGCCACGGUCCUCGAGCUAUUGGUGCAGUCUGCCCUGGACCAGGGCAUGCCGCCGUUGAUCAGCAUCGACGACUACGACUGCCUGCCGCCGACAAACCUCGACGAUAUAGAAAUUAAAGGCAGCCCGUCCGAGAACGCAAGCAGCAGCGAGGACGGCACCACACAGGCCUCCAGCAACCCGUAUGAUGGCCGGAUCAAGGACCGACGGUCGUCAUCGUCCACGACACAGGGUCGUCCGGACACGGAGUUCACGCAGUCCAGCAUGCAGCGGCUUCUGCUCCGGUCGUUCCCCCCCCGACUCAAGAUUGCCAGGGUGAUGAAUAGCCUGAAGGAGGUGCUGCCGUAUGGUCGAGUGCUGCAGCUGAGCGGCGAACUGCUGGAGGCGAGGCGCUAUACGGCGACGACGCUGCGGAUGGCGCGGCUCAUGAUGGAGAGUGUGACGAUGGAUCCACGGGAGAAAGAUAGCUUUUUGCGAUUGCGUGUCCUGUUUUACGAAGUGCUCACGGGUCGUUUUCACCACUCGCUGCACUCACCCUUUGCUCGCAAGUCGUCCGGCAACACCUACUAUUUCUCGCGGCGCGCCCGCAUUGACACGGCUGUCAGGCUUCUGUGCAUGAGCCUGUCUCCAGCGAUGGGUAGCAGACGCCUCAACAGCAGCAGACCGCCACAGGAUGACGACAGUCGACCGCGACGGCCACAGCCACAACAGCAAGGCGCCGGCAAGGCUGUCGACGACCCAUGCUUGCAGUUGUUCAUUGUCGGCCGCGGACUUGUCAAGUGCACGUUUAUCGACGUGCACGCCACGGUGGUUAUCGAGCUGAUCCUGCAGUUGCAGGAGGACUUCAUCCCCGGAGCAGACCUGAGUGUGACCCAGCGCGAGCUGUACGGCACAGCACAGGCAUGUCAGACCUUGCUGGAGGAUCGCAUUCUGGCGGGCGAGACAAGCGUGAAGGGUCUCAUUUUCUUUGCCGGUGGCAUGGCCCAACUGGAGGCGUUGAUGAGCGGUCGACCAGUGCGGCGGGAUAUCGCAGAUGCCAUGGAUCGCGCGGCAGGGCAAGGCAUUGAACUUUUGCAGGAUCUGGCGAGUUCUCGAAAGGUGACACUGCCUGACGAUGCUGUCGAUGCACCAGUGGACAUACCUGUGGCCGCACCCGUGGUCGCACCCAUUGAUACAUCGGUGGCCUCAUCGGUGCCUGCAUCGGUGGCCACAUCGGUGACUGCAUCAGCGGACGCACCGAUGCCGCACAUGCCACCGAUGGCGCUGCCGCAAGAACACAUGUUGAAUCUGAUCGUUGCACCGACACACAACAUUGUGGGACCAGCCCUGUAUGGCGAAAUUGAUGCUGGCAAUGUGGAUAUCGAUGCGAUCGGCCAUUUUCCUAGCACCGACCUCAGCGUAACGGGCAGCGCCGGCUCCUGGAAUGGUGAGUACAUGGUCGAUCCGAACUGGUUCUAUCCAUACAACGACUGUGUCGGGGCGAGCUUUUGA